AUGGUGACGAUGCGCAGGCCGUGGCCCGCUGUGGCCGCAGUGCUGCUGGCCCUGCUCGCCUGUCUGGGGGCACUGGUCGACGCCUACCCCUCCAAACCCGAGGCUCCGGGAGAAGACGCCUCCCCUGAGGAGCUGAACCGCUACUACGCCUCCCUGCGCCACUACCUCAACCUAGUUACCCGGCAGAGGUAUGGGAAACGCGACGGCUCGGAAACGCUCUUCUCCAAAUUGCUGUUCCCAGACGGCGAGGAUCGUCCCGUCAGGUCUCGGUAA
Lepus europaeus (European hare) is the source of this 273-nucleotide messenger RNA. RefSeq names its product peptide YY (gene PYY). NCBI's taxonomy places the organism in Eukaryota, Metazoa, Chordata, Mammalia, Lagomorpha, Leporidae. Gene Ontology annotation, biological process: feeding behavior; neuropeptide signaling pathway. The coding region runs from base 1 to 273 and encodes 90 amino acids. The record is from RefSeq and is a predicted model, not a curated record. Gene Ontology annotation, molecular function: neuropeptide hormone activity; neuropeptide Y receptor binding. Gene Ontology annotation, cellular component: extracellular region. The transcript has 2 exons.